UGGGAGCAGAAGCACACACACAUCAAUAUUAAAGAUUUAGAUAAUCAACUUUCAGAAAUACAAUUAGCCCAAAUACUUGAGCUAGCAAGCAAGAAAAAUGGCCGGAGGUAUAGCAACAAGGUGGAGGGUUCUAAGCGGCGAAGACGAGUGGGAGGGUCUACUAGACCCUCUCGACAUUGAUCUCCGCCACUAUGUCAUUCACUACGGGGAAAGGGCGGGAGCCGUAGCCGUGGUGAACGAACCAAAGUCGAAGAACUACCGACUUCCUCGAUACUUAAAGGAACAUUUGUUCUCAAAGGUGGGUUUGCAGAGUGGUAACCCAUACAAGUACGUGGUGAAAGAAUACUUGUAUGCAGCAAUCCAUCUGCCAUUAUCGAUCGGGAAAUCAAACUUUCUCGGUUUUGUUGCGGUUACAACAGAUGAAGGAGCCAAAGUGUUGGGAAGGAGGGACGUUUUGAUUUCUUGGAGAGGAACCCAGUUGGUACAUGAGUGGCUUGUUGACGACGAUAUCGCUUUAGUUUCAGCUUCUGACAUUCUGGGAUCGAAUAACGGACUCGAUCCUUUGGUGCACCAAGGUUGGCUGUCCUACUACACUAAUAAGGACAUUUUUUCCCCACACAAUCAACUACGUAGUUGCAGAGAUCAGGUUCUAGCUGCACUUAAAUCAGUACUAGAAGAAUACAAGGAUGAAGAAAUCAGCAUUACUGUCACUGGUCACAGCAUGGGUGCUGCAAUGGCAACGUUAAACGCAACCGAUAUUGUCUGUAACGGACACAACAAACCCACAGAUCAAUCGGACAAGCAGAUUCCUGUGACAGCAAUUGUGUUUGCCAGCCCCCGACUAGGCGAUGAGGGAUUCGAGAAGGUGUUUUCUGGUCUCGAAAACCUUCACGUCUUGCGUGUCACUAAUGACCAAGAUAUUGUUCCUAAAUUACCAUAUUUGGAUGGUAAAUAUGUUCAUGUUGGAAAAGAGUUGAGAAUCGACAGUCUCAAGUCGCCCUACUUGAAGGUUAUCCCUGAAUCAGAUAAAGCAGGAAGGCUUGGCAGUUUGCACGAUGUGGAGGUUUACUUGCAUGGUGUUGCAGGGACACAGGGAAUCGAAAAUAACGAUUUUAAAUUGGAAGUGAAUCGUGAUCUCGCACUGGUAAACAAAUAUAUUGAUCUUCUGAAGGACGAACAUAAGGUAGUUGGUAGCUGGUGGACUGAGAAGAACAAGUCUAUGAUUCAAAUGGAUGAUGGCUCUUGGGUCUUGGAUGAUGGUGAGUCUUGAAUGAAGCCUAGCUAGCUAAUCGGCUUUGAAGGAACAAGUAAUAUACAAUUGCCUCUGGGUUGAAUAUGUGCAGUGUGGCAAUAUAUAUAAGGCCGCAUUUAAAUAAGAGCUCAGAAAAAGCUCCCUGUUUAGAUCAGGGUUUUUCUUCCUCUGGUUUGGUGUUGGACUGUUGGGGUUCCCAAAUCCCAACUGUUGUUUAUCAGCUUUGUGUGACUGGGCUACAUUAUCAUGUUGUUUCCAUGGCUCCUGCCUCCGGCAUAGCUUGUAGUCAAGUGUCUUUCAUUUCAAAUUUUCAAUAAACUUCUCUUAUUAUAUGAUUUUUUUA
This is a messenger RNA of Rosa chinensis, 1595 nucleotides long. Its product is annotated as phospholipase A1-IIgamma. The coding region runs from base 98 to 1270 and encodes 390 amino acids. Gene Ontology annotation, biological process: lipid metabolic process. Lineage: Eukaryota; Viridiplantae; Streptophyta; Magnoliopsida; Rosales; Rosaceae. Gene Ontology annotation, molecular function: glycerophospholipid phospholipase A1 activity. The record is from RefSeq and is a predicted model, not a curated record. The transcript is spliced from 2 exons.